AAUACGUAACUCGCAAUACGAAAUGGCGGCUUUGCAUUGCAUUCUCUUUCGGGCAAAUAACUUUUAAUUGGUGUAUUCUAGUUGUGAUUUUAAGUAAUCUUUCAUAUUUUUCAUUUCCUCAUUGAAACUUUAAUGAUUUAGCGAUUAAAAAUAAAGUGUCAAUUUGACAUUUUGUGAUUCACCAUAGUUUUUACUUUUUCUUUUUUUGAAAGAUUCUAUUUUUUUAAUUAAAAAAAAACAAACGCCUCUCUAUUGUCUGACGAUGGCUACUCCAGUGAGAACUGUAAAUAUUGUACCACUGCCUAAAGUUAAAAGAGAAAUCUCUGAUGAUGAAGAUGAAGACACCGUGUCAUGUAAAAUCUGCUACAAGCACUUUGUAAGCGAAGUAGCAUUGAGAAAUCAUGCUCGUAUGGAACACACAGAGAUAUAUAUCAAUGGUGAUCCUGCGUUGUGGACUAAAGUAGCUACUAAAAAACCAUCUAUACCUAAAACAGAAGAGAAGAGCGUUGAAGAGAAGACUAAAGAGUUAUUAGCUUCUAUGAUUCCGACGAGUAUAACAAAGUUAGCUUCAGAAGACGUCAGUUAUAUUAUUGUCAAAUCUGAGGAAACUAUUGAAGAAAAAGACCAAAUAAAGAAGAAGAAAGUGGAAAAGAUUGAUAAAGAUAAAUUGGAUAAGCAGAAAGUUAUAACGCCAAAGAAAGAUAGAGAUCCGCAGCCUAUUACUGGUCCAUUUGAAUGUCUCCAACCAUCAACCCUGGUGGCUGAAGGUACAUGCCAUCAGAUAUUCUUCUCGUGCUGUGAGUAUUCAGCACACUUUAGAGAUGAACAUACUCGGAGAAGAAAAGGUCUCCGUUGUCAAGUUUGUGAGAAGCCAUUGAAUGCGGUUGCUGAUCCACAAGCGAUGUAUAGUUGUGGGGUAUGUGGUAUAGGUUUUCAAACUAAUAAAGAAUUAUCCGAUCACAGUAGUCAAGCUCAUGUUAAAUUAAAACCUUUCGAAUGUACAAUUUGUCAUAAAAGAUUCACACAACAAGGCGGUUUACAACAACAUACUAGAAUGCACACGGGUUAUAGACCAUUCUCAUGUACAAUAUGUUCAAAAACGUUCACACAGAAAUCGGGUUUACAACAACAUUUUAGGAUACAUACGAAAGUUAGACCGUACCGUUGUGUUAUAUGUAAUAAAACGUUCUGUCAGUCUGUACAUUUGAAACAACAUAUGAGAACACAUACAAACGUAUCACCAUUCCAAUGUGGUAUAUGCGAUAAACGUUUUAAACAGAGUAGUCAUUUAAAUUAUCAUUUAAAAUAUCAUAAUCCUUUAAAUAUGUCCGAUGAACAGAAAAAGAAAUAUGAAGAAUUAGUCGGUUUGAUUGGUGAUAAUCCGGUUGAGUUGUGUGAACCUCAGUUAGGUGAUGAAAAGAAUGAAACUAGUGAUGAAUCUUGGUGUGUUACAUUUGUUGAUGCUAAUGUUACGGAUAAUUGAUUAAUUAUUUAGAAGUUUUAAAUAAUUUGGUAUUUGUGGGGUGUUUUUU
Molecule: messenger RNA, 1532 nt
Organism: Papilio machaon (common yellow swallowtail)
Lineage: Eukaryota; Metazoa; Arthropoda; Insecta; Lepidoptera; Papilionidae
Product: gastrula zinc finger protein XlCGF26.1
Exons: 6
Coding region: 263-1483 (406 amino acids)
Biological process (GO): regulation of transcription by RNA polymerase II
Molecular function (GO): RNA polymerase II cis-regulatory region sequence-specific DNA binding; DNA-binding transcription factor activity
Source: RefSeq, a predicted model, not a curated record